Messenger RNA from Lytechinus pictus (painted urchin), 2632 nucleotides. RefSeq names its product long-chain fatty acid transport protein 2-like. Gene Ontology annotation, molecular function: long-chain fatty acid-CoA ligase activity; long-chain fatty acid transmembrane transporter activity. The transcript is spliced from 9 exons. Lineage: Eukaryota; Metazoa; Echinodermata; Echinoidea; Temnopleuroida; Toxopneustidae. The coding region runs from base 207 to 2210 and encodes 667 amino acids. The record is from RefSeq and is a predicted model, not a curated record.
AGUAUAAAAUGGUGGAUCCCCGUUCUUAUCUGAUCACAACAAUAGACUUAUAUACUAAAUCGGAAAACAUAUAUAUUUUAGCAGCUUCAAUCAGUGUAUGUGUUGAUGUAAUUUACAGGACAUGAUUUUGUCAGUUAAUGUACGAUUCGUAGUUGUGGCGGUGUAUCUAUAUCAAAACGGAAAGAGGUCGUAAAUGUGGAAGCAAUAUGGCAUUUCUGGGGCUCGGUCGUUCUGCUCUAAUCACAGCAUUACUAUCUGUGGUCAUUGGGUACUACUGGAUUAGAUCCAACAAAUAUACUACAGAAGGCUUGGACCAAAAACUGUCAGGACAUGACAUUGUGUACCUGCUGCUCACCACCAUUGCUGUAACUCUUACUGCCUGCUAUGCCUGGCUCCGUAUCAACUACCCAAUUUGGUGGAGCGAUCUACUGUACUUCAGAAAGUUGAUACAAUGGGGCAUGUCCAUUAAGAAGAAGAUGAAGUCGGGAGAGACCAUCCUUGAUGUCUUUGAUCGUCACGUCCACCAGCAACCCGACCAUCCUUGUAUCUUAUUCGAGGAUGAGGUUUACACUUACGCCGAAGUGGACGGCUAUGCCAAUCGAGUGGCCCGUUGGGUGAUGGAUACUGAUCCCAGUCUUCAGAAAGGAGAUGCAAUUUGUCUUUUGCUUCACAAUGGUCCGGUGUUUGCCGGAACGUGCAUGGGGUUGAUGAAGCUAGGGAUUGUUGCAAGUCUCCUGAACACUAACUUAAAACCAGCUGCUCUUCUACAUUGUUUGGAAGUCAGCGAGGCUAGGAAAAUCAUCUUCGGGGUCGAAUUAUGGGCCUUGGUGAAAGAAAUGCUUCCUCAGCUGAGCGACCUGAACAUCGAAGCCUGGAUGAUCAUAGACACCGAGAUGGAGACCCCACGCAGUGUCUCUUCAGAUGUUCUUACCAUGGAUCUCUCGAAGCUCUCAGGUCAUCCAUAUGCGAGAGAUGCUCACAAGCUCACCGACAUGGCUAUUUACAUAUUUACAUCUGGUACAACGGGAAUGCCGAAACCAGUGAACGUACUCCAUCGGAAAAUCAUCCGAGCCACAUAUCUCCAUUUCUUCUCCUACCUCACUCCUGAUGAUGUGUAUUACAUCGCUCUGCCGAUGUAUCACUCGGCUGCUCUACUUCAGGGGGUCUUCUCAAUAUGGUAUUACGGAGGAACGGCAGCCAUCGCAAACAAGUUUUCUGCAUCACGCUUUUGGGAUGAUAUCAGAAAACAUAGAGCUACAGGGUUCCAUUACAUCGGUGAGCUUUGUAGAUAUCUUCUGGCCCAACCUAAGAAACCAGAGGACGGGCUUUAUCCUCGUGAGAUCCGGAUCUGUCAGGGAAAUGGAUUGCGCCCGGAAAUUUGGCGGGAAUUUCAAGAGCGAUUCAAAAUUGGUAAUAUCUUCGAGAUAUACGCAGCCACCGAGGGGAACUUCGGGCUCAUCAACACCGAUGGCAAAGUGGGCACCGUCGGCAGGUAUCCAUGGUUCAUGAAGAAUGCAGUUGACACUCUCGAGAUUGUUGACUACGAGUAUGCAAGUGGUGAACCUAAACGGGGACCUGAUGGAUUCUGUAUACAGCUUCGUCAAGGUGAGACUGGCCUAGCGUUAACCAAGAUCAACAAGAGUAAUCCUUACACUGGUUAUAAAGGUUCAGAGGAAAAGACCCUGCGGAAAAUUGUCAGUAAUGUCAAGAAAAGUGGCGACAUGUACUUCAACAGUGGUGAUCUCCUUAUGUUAGAUGAAGAUGGUUACGUGUAUUUUAAAGAUCGCCUUGGUGAUACGUUCAGAUGGAAAGGAGAGAACGUCUCGACCAUGGAGGUAUCACAGACUCUCAGUACAUUUCCUUCUAUCUUAGAAGCAAACGUUUACGGUGUCAAAAUUCCAGGUCAAGACGGUCGAGCGGGCAUGGCAGCGGUGGUCAUAAGAGAAGGGUACGAACUCGACUUGAAAGAACUAUUUGUUCACGUGAAUAACUACCUUCCUGGGUACGCCUGUCCGAAGUUCAUCCGCAUCAUGGACAGCAUGGAGAUCACGGGUACCUUCAAACACAAGAAGACAAAGCUGGUCGAACAGGGAUUCGACAUCGACGUCACAGAGGAUCCGAUAUACGUCAUCGAUGUAAGGCAUAAGACGUAUGACAUGUUGACGGCGGAGCACAUGCGGAAGAUCCAGGAAGGACUAAUACAAUUCUAGAUGUAGGCCUAAACUUGUUAACAAAAUGAAAGUAUUAAUGGUGUAUACUGUAGCUGAACGGUUCAGCUUGCUAUGUCUUUAUUUUUCCCGAUCAUCAAACCUGGCAAGAACAUCCGUACACCAACACUCGCCUAAGCAUGCACACACAGAAAAUUAUAAUUCUGCCGUCAUCGCUCUAUGUGGCUUUUUAAAGAAAUAAAACGAAUUAUGGCCAUUAUGUAUCAAAUAUCAAUCAUUAUAAAGCCUGUACAAUAUGUAUUGGCAUGGAUCGUUUUGGAGCUCGGGGCUUCAUGAACGACACGAAAAUCUUUUAAAAAUACCUUGUAAUUUAUCAAUAUGAUACUUCUUAUUCUUGCAUUUUACUUGUUGUUUACAAUAUUUAAAUAAAAGAGUUGCCAAAGCUGUUGUACAUGUAUAACUUU